AUUGUCAUAUUGAAGUCAGUGGAGAGAUUCAAAUCAGGGUCCCCUGGCAUACAGCAGUAUUGGAGAUUGGAAUGCGGUAAUUUGUUGGAAAGGAAACGCCGACCAGUUCAGCAGCAGCAGCGCUUCUUCGUCCAAGAACGUGCCUCGAAGGCGAAGAACAGCCUGUUUAUUUUCACCGACUACAACACGACGACAGCUUCAACAACGACGGCAACACGAAACCGAAAACAAGUCUGAAGUAAACCCAGCCAGUGAAGAAAACGAUCCAGAACAAAUCCAAGCACCGUCAAAAGAAAUCGACUUCCCACCAUGGCCGUCGACGACUCCCUCCAAUCCGUCCUCCGCAUCCCCUGGAUCGCGUCCCUCGUCGCGGCGCCCGACAUCGUCGCGGGGAUCCCCGGCUGCCGCUUCCCCAAGUCCAGCACGGAGGACAGCCUGCUCGCGCAAACGCUCAAAACGGGCGACGCGCUCUCCACCUGCCUGUACUUCUACCGCAACCCGGCCGCCGCGUCCUCGGACCCCGGGUCGCCGAUCCCGGAGAUCUCGACCGUGUUCACGCUGGGGUCGGCGAUGAACGGCCACCCGCACAUCCUGCACGGCGGGAUGCUGGCGACGCUGCUGGACGAGAGCAUGGGCGUGUACGUGUCGACGAACGAGAAGCGGGAGCGUUUCGCGCGCACGGGCGACGAACAAGACAGGGCGGGCAAGGGCCAGGCCCCGAAGUUCACGGCCGAGUUGAAGGUCACGUAUUUGAAACCGCUGCGGACGCCCGGCACCGUGGUUGUCGCGGUGAGGCUUGUGCGGAAGGAGGGCAGGAAGGAGUGGAUGGUUGCGGAGGCCAGGCAGUUGCAGGGUGAGAGUGUGGUGCUGGUGGCGAGGGGCGAGGGAUUGUUUAUUGAGGCGAGGGGGAGUAAGAUUUGAUGGAACGAACGAACGAUUGUGUGUGGAGAGGUGAUUUUCCUUCGGUCUUCGAUCUUCGAUUUUUUCGAUUUCUUUUCUUUUUUCUUUUUUCCCUUUUCCAAGGGUCAGAUGCGCCCGAGGAUUUGUUUUGUGCGAUUUUUCCCACCGCCAAACAUCUUCUCCGUUCUCGACGUUUGGAGAAAACGAGUUCAUACAGAUCAUCACGGUUGAGAAAAGAGAAUAUGAGGGCACGGGAGGGAACCGACGGGUUUUUCUGUCACAUGUGAGAUAUUUCUUCCUGGGCCGCGAAUUCUCUUACAAUAGGAUAUGGGCGGUUGUGAUGGGAGAAUGGCAGAAGAAGGCGAGAGCGGAGAGUGAGAUCUCGUCUUUUCGUUUCGUCCCCAGUCCAAAAUGUUUCAAUUUUCAUCAAGGAGAUUCGU
Messenger RNA from Dissoconium aciculare CBS 342.82, 1340 nucleotides. RefSeq lists its product as uncharacterized. Lineage: Eukaryota; Fungi; Ascomycota; Dothideomycetes; Mycosphaerellales; Dissoconiaceae. The transcript has a single exon. The record is from RefSeq and is a predicted model, not a curated record. Bases 310 to 921 code for a protein of 203 amino acids.